Conger conger (European conger) is the source of this 2183-nucleotide messenger RNA. RefSeq names its product retinoic acid receptor RXR-alpha-B-like. Gene Ontology annotation, molecular function: retinoic acid-responsive element binding; nuclear receptor activity; zinc ion binding. Gene Ontology annotation, cellular component: nucleus; RNA polymerase II transcription regulator complex. Gene Ontology annotation, biological process: response to retinoic acid; anatomical structure development; negative regulation of transcription by RNA polymerase II. The record is from RefSeq and is a predicted model, not a curated record. The transcript is spliced from 11 exons. NCBI's taxonomy places the organism in Eukaryota, Metazoa, Chordata, Actinopteri, Anguilliformes, Congridae. Bases 69 to 1538 code for a protein of 489 amino acids.
GUUUUUCGGCUCCUAGAAUAUCUUCUUUUUCUGCUGGAAACAGCUGGAAUGAAGUUAGCCCACUAGACAUGGAAACCAAGCCGUUCCUAUCUCUGGGGUUCCUGAAGCCCCAGUGCUCUCUGGGAUCACCGUCUCAGCGGAGCCGGUCCGGCCCGACCUGCAGCUCGCCCAGCUGCUGCUUCACGGGCAUGUGUCCGGUCCACCAGCGCCGGCUGUCCUCAGAUGCUUCACCCCUCAGCUCGCCCACAGACCUCCGGGGGAUGGACAUGCCCUCCCUGCAGCCGUCCCUGCUCAGCCCCAACUCCUCGCCGUUCGGCCAGCUGGGCCCCCCCCUCAACGGCCUGGGCUCGCCGUUCUCCAUCAUCAGCGGCCCCGGGGGGCACCACGGCAUACCCGGCAUGGGCUACGGCCACUGCGGCAGCCCGCAGCUCAGCUCCCCGAUGAACUCCGUGAGCAGCUCAGAGGACAUCAAGCCUCCCCUGGGCCUGAACGGGAUGAUGAAGAUCCCUGCCCCGCCCUCCAGCUGCCCCCUCUCCCUCACCAAACACAUCUGUGCCAUCUGCGGCGACCGCUCGUCAGGUAAACACUACGGGGUGUACAGUUGUGAAGGCUGUAAGGGCUUCUUUAAGAGGACGGUGAGGAAGGACCUGAGCUACACGUGCAGGGACAGUAAGGUCUGUCUGAUCGACAAGCGCCAGAGGAACCGCUGCCAGUACUGCCGCUACCAGAAGUGUCUGGCCAUGGGCAUGAAGAGAGAAGCGGUGCAGGAGGAGAGGCAGCGGGGGAAGGACCGGGGCGAUGGCGAGGUGGACUCCAGCUGCAGCGUUAACGAGGACAUGCCGGUGGAGAAGAUCCUGGAGGCCGAGCUCGCCAUGGAACCCAAGACAGAGACCUACACCGAGGGCAACCUGGGGGCCCCUCCCAGCUCACCUAAUGACCCCGUUACCAACAUUUGCCAAGCGGCCGACAAGCAGCUGUUCACCCUGGUGGAGUGGGCCAAGAGAGUGCCGCACUUUUCACAGCUACUGCUGGACGAUCAGGUUAUCCUGCUACGAGCAGGGUGGAACGAGCUCCUCAUCGCGUCGUUCUCGCACCGCUCGAUAACGGUGAAGGACGGUAUUCUGCUCGCCACCGGCCUCCACGUCCACCGGAACAGCGCCCACAGUGCGGGGGUGGGAGCCAUUUUCGACAGAGUCCUAACAGAGCUUGUGUCAAAGAUGCGAGACAUGCAGAUGGACAAGACAGAGCUUGGGUGUCUACGAGCCAUCGUCCUCUUCAACCCAGACUCAAAAGGCUUGUCAAACCCCGGUGAGGUGGAGGCACUGAGGGAACGGGUGUAUGCUUCACUGGAGGCCUACUGCAAACACAAAUACCCCCAACAGCCUGGAAGAUUUGCCAAAUUAUUGCUACGUUUACCAGCUCUGCGGUCCAUUGGCCUGAAGUGCCUGGAACACCUGUUCUUCUUCAAGCUGAUAGGAGACACGCCAAUAGACACCUUCCUCAUGGAAAUGCUGGAAGCGCCACACCAAAUGACCUAAGUAUGAGGGGGGCCUAACUUGAAGACCCUCCACUUCGCGAGAGGCUGAUGGCAUCACACCGACAGUGACAAUCAAAGCUGGACCUCCAUCAUCAGUUCCUCACACAAUUCUCUGGGCCUGUUUUCUAUGGUGUGUGUGUCUAUGGAUGCACGUGAAUGAAUGUAUGUCUAUGUGCAUGUAUACACAACCGUUCAAAGGUUUGGGGUCACCUUGUCUUUUUCAAAAUGUAUAAAAAUACCCUUCAAUAAAAAGCUGAGAAUCUGCGCUUUGACCACGUAUUAAUUGUUUGAUUACAAACGAAGAAAAGAAAAUAUUAAAUCAGAAAAAGCAGAAAACAACAAGGUGACCCCAAACUUUUGAAUGGGAAUGUCUGUAUAUAUACUCAGUCAGCACUUUAUUAGGGAUGUAUUAGACUUAUUUUUUAGACUUAGUCUUCUGCUGCUGUAGCCUAUCCAUUUAGAGGUUUGACAGGUUGUGUAUUCAGAGAUGCUUUUCUGCAUACCACUGUUGUAAUGCCUAGUUAUUUGCAUUACUGUCACCUUCCUGUCAGCUUCGACCAGUCUGGCCAUUCUCCUCUGACCUCUCUCAUUAACAGCAUGUUUCUAUCUGCAGAACUGCUGCUCACUGGAUGUCUUUUCGCACCAU